AUGGCUUCUAAUCCGCCAGCAGAGUGCUGCAUCAGGGGCUUCAUACACGAAGGCACCGUUACCGGCGAAACGAAGAAGAUAGGAAACACUAACCAGACCACAGCUGAUAUCUACUUUGCCCAGCCAAAGGAAUCCAACAAGAAGGCUGGAAAGGCGGUUAUCAUUCUCUCAGAUGUGAUGGGCAUACAUUCCAACUCCCAGCUGCUUGCAGACUACAUCGCGGCCCAGGGCUACCUCACAGUGAUCCCUGACUUGUUCCACGGCGACAAGCUGACGCCCGACUGUUUCAAGCCUGACUCUGGGUUUGAUCUCUAUGGCUGGCUGGCAAAGCAUGGCACUGACGUCGUCGACCCUAUCGUCGAGUCUACUGUGAAGCUGCUGCGGGAAGAGCAUGGAAUCGAGAAACUCGGUGGCGUGGGAUACUGCUUUGGUGGCAAGCUAAACGUUGGAUACACGGCCCAUCCAUCAUUCGUCUCGCGGGAGGAGCUAUCUGCCAUAGAAGGACCCCUAUCCAUUGCAGCUGCUGAGGUUGACGAAAUCCUAACGACACCCCUGCGUCAUGAGUCUGAGGAGAUUCUGGCAAAAGUCGGCAAGCCAUACCAGAUAAGCCUAUAUGGAGGAGUGUCUCAUGGGUUUGCUGUCCGUGGUGACUUGUCUAACCCGGAUAUCAUGUUCGCAAAAGAACAGGCGUUGGCCCAGGCGCUGGCUUGGUUUGGCCAAUAUCUGUGA
This is a messenger RNA of Microsporum canis CBS 113480, 729 nucleotides long. RefSeq names its product dienelactone hydrolase family protein. NCBI's taxonomy places the organism in Eukaryota, Fungi, Ascomycota, Eurotiomycetes, Onygenales, Arthrodermataceae. The transcript is spliced from 4 exons. The record is from RefSeq and is a predicted model, not a curated record. Gene Ontology annotation, molecular function: hydrolase activity. The coding region runs from base 1 to 729 and encodes 242 amino acids.